Messenger RNA from Knipowitschia caucasica, 2304 nucleotides. The record is from the annotation of a GenBank genome assembly. NCBI's taxonomy places the organism in Eukaryota, Metazoa, Chordata, Actinopteri, Gobiiformes, Gobiidae.
AUGUCCAAUCUGAGUAAAGGCGGAACCAAGAAGGACACCAAGAUGAGAAUACGGGCUUUUCCUAUGACGAUGGAUGAGAAGUAUGUAAACAACAUCUGGGACCUUCUGAAAAAUGCCAUCCAGGAAAUUCAGAGGAAGAACAACAGUGGCCUGAGCUUUGAGGAGCUGUACCGAAAUGCAUACACCAUGGUGCUCCACAAACAUGGAGAGAAGUUGUACACCGGCCUGCGUGAGGUGGUCACAGAGCAUCUGAUCAAUAAAGUUCGAGAAGACGUGCUCAAUUCCCUCAACAAUAACUUUCUUCAAACGUUGAACCAAGCCUGGAAUGAUCACCAAACGGCAAUGGUGAUGAUUAGAGACAUCCUCAUGUAUAUGGACCGUGUGUAUGUGCAACAAAACAACGUGGAGAAUGUGUACAACCUUGGCCUCAUCAUCUUCAGGGAUCAGGUGGUCCGCUACGGCUGCAUCAGAGACCACCUCCGACAGACACUGCUGGAUAUGAUCGCCCGGGAGAGGAAAGGAGAGGUGGUGGACAGGGGCGCUAUAAGGAACGCAUGCCAAAUGCUGAUGAUCCUCGGCCUUGAGGGGAGGUCUGUUUAUGAAGAAGACUUUGAAGCUCCAUUUCUUGAAAUGUCUGCAGAAUUCUUUCAGAUGGAAAGUCAAAAGUUCCUUGCUGAAAACAGUGCGAGUGUCUACAUCAAGAAGGUGGAGGCCAGGAUCAAUGAGGAGAUCGAGCGAGUGAUGCAUUGUCUGGAUAAAUCCACAGAGGAGCCAAUCGUUAAAGUGGUGGAGCGAGAACUCAUCUCCAAACACAUGAAGACUAUUGUGGAGAUGGAGAACUCUGGCCUUGUCCAUAUGCUCAAGAACGGCAAGACCGAUGACUUGGCAUGUAUGUACAAGCUGUUCAGUCGAGUCCCCAACGGGCUGAAGACCAUGUGUGAGUGCAUGAGCUCCUACCUGAGGGAGCAGGGCAAGGCUUUGGUGUCAGAGGAGGGAGAGGGGAAGAACCCUGUAGACUACAUUCAGGGUUUACUGGACCUCAAGUUACGAUUCGAUCGCUUCCUUCAAGAAUCAUUUAACAAUGACAGACUUUUCAAACAAACCAUAGCUGGAGACUUUGAGUAUUUCCUGAACCUCAACUCUCGUUCUCCUGAAUAUCUUUCACUUUUUAUUGAUGAUAAACUGAAGAAAGGUGUCAAAGGGCUCACCGAGCAGGAGGUGGAGUCCAUUCUGGACAAAGCCAUGGUGUUGUUCCGCUUCAUGCAGGAGAAGGAUGUGUUUGAAAGAUAUUACAAACAGCACCUCGCCCGCAGACUACUCACAAACAAGAGUGUGUCUGACGACUCUGAAAAAAACAUGAUCUCAAAGCUCAAGACUGAGUGUGGCUGUCAGUUUACCUCAAAGCUGGAGGGCAUGUUCCGGGACAUGAGCAUCUCCAACACCACUAUGGACGAGUUCAGACAACACCUACAGACCACAGGGGCGUCCCUCGGUGGAGUGGAUCUCACCGUUCGAGUCCUGACCACUGGGUAUUGGCCCACCCAAUCGGCAACACCAAAGUGCAGCAUCCCGCCCUCUCCACGUCACGCAUUUGAGGUUUUUCGAAGGUUCUAUCUUGGUAAGCACAGCGGCAGACAACUCACACUGCAGCACCACAUGGGCUCCGCAGAUUUAAACGCCACUUUCUAUGGUCCAAUCAAAAAGGAAGACGGCUCUGAGGUUGUAGUGGGAGGAGCUCAGGUGACCGGCUCCAACACGAGGAAACACAUCCUGCAGGUGUCCACCUUUCAGAUGACCAUCCUUAUGUUGUUCAAUUCAAGAGAAAAGUCCACAUUCGAGGAAAUACAGCAGGAGACGGACAUCCCAGAAAGGGAGCUAGUGCGAGCACUUCAGUCUUUGGCCUGUGGGAAACCAACCCAAAGAGUUCUCACCAAGGAGCCUAAAUCCAAGGAGAUAGAAAAUGGCCACGUAUUUACUGUCAACGACCAGUUCACCUCCAAAUUACAUCGUGUGAAGAUCCAGACAGUGGCGGCGAAACAAGGAGAGUCGGACCCGGAGAGGAAGGAGACGCGGCAAAAAGUGGAUGAUGACAGAAAGCAUGAAAUAGAAGCUGCAAUAGUCCGCAUCAUGAAGUCCAGAAAGAAGAUGCAGCACAAUGUUCUAGUAGCAGAGGUUACACAGCAGUUGAGAGCACGGUUUCUUCCCAGUCCUGUAGUCAUCAAGAAGCGCAUUGAAGGACUUAUUGAGCGAGAAUAUUUGGCACGAACGCCAGAGGACCGCAAAGUGUACACUUAUGUAGCGUAA